Molecule: messenger RNA, 447 nt
Organism: Tetrahymena thermophila SB210
Lineage: Eukaryota; Ciliophora; Oligohymenophorea; Hymenostomatida; Tetrahymenidae
Product: endoribonuclease L-PSP protein
Exons: 1
Cellular component (GO): mitochondrion; cytosol
Molecular function (GO): deaminase activity
Source: RefSeq, a predicted model, not a curated record
AUGGCCAGCAGAAUAUAAUCUCUCAACAAUUAAAUUAACAAUAAAUAAAAGCUAUUAACAGCUGUUACUUCAAGCAAUCUUCCUUAACCUAUUGCACCUUUUUCCCAUGCAGUAGCCAUUAAUGCUAACUCUAAAUUGCUAUUUGUUUCAGGAUAACUCUCUCGUGAUCCUAAAUCUGGAAAGUUUGUUCAUGCAGAUAAUGUCGCUCUUUAAACUGAACAAACAUUAAUCAAUCUAAAAGAAGUUUUAAAAGCAGGUGGUAGUGAUUUACAGUAUGUAGUCAAAUGCACUGUUUACCUCAACGAUAUGGCUCAUUUUAACCAAGUUAAUGAGGUAUAUGGUAAAUUCUUUAAUACUGAUGUAAAGCCUGCCAGAGCAUGUUUUGCUGUAAGAGAAUUACCCGCUGGAGCUAAAGUAGAAAUUGAAUGUAUUGCUGUUGUCCCAUGA